GCUGAGGUGUGGACACCCCACCGUGCAUGGUUUUUGUUGGUGAUAACUAGGGGGAAGGCGGAAGGUGGAAGGGAGGAUUCCAAACCUGGGGGAUGGGGGACGAUUGUAAUCCAGGAAGCAUGCUUCAGCUGGUGCCGAAGCGUAAAUUGACAAAGGCAGACAUUGGAACAGGUGAUCGUCCUUGGUUUAAUUUGCAUCCCCAUAAACGGUGGCUAACAUUUGUAGGUCCAGAAGGAUCACUUCAGAUGUGGGACUAUGAAGUGGGAAAACGGGUUGCACUCUGGUCUGUUGACAACAGUUAUGGGCGUGCCUAUUUCAUUGGGCAAAAAGAUUGGAUUGUGGCAGAGGCACGCGAACAGCUUGAAGUGUUUGAAAUCCAAAAUUCAACUCUGCAGUCCGUGGUGCGUCUAAUGAGAGGUUACGGUGAUUGGCCAGUCCUGGCGGUCUAUCCAACCUCAUCUUAUCUUCUGAGCCACUUCGAAGGGAACGAUGUUGCACUUUGGGACUGGGAGAAGGAGUGGGAGAAGAUUGUGUUCAAAGGCCAUUCAGACUGGAUCAGGGCAGUGGCAUUUCACCCAACAGAGUUGAACCUCUUUGCAAGCUCAUCAAUGGAUUCCACAAUUAGGGUAUGGGAUAUUCGAAAAAGGUCCGUCAUGCAUACCAUACAAGAUGCUUGCAUUGAUUUGAUAUGGCGUUUGCAGUUCUGCGGCAAAUCUCAAAAGCCACUUCUGAUCACAAGCGGCAAUACCAAAGAUGCAAGGGUUUGGGAUUAUCAAGAGGCAUCGUGCAUUGCCAAAUUGGAAGGGCACAAGGAUUAUGUCUGGAGUGCCUUUUUCCACCCGCACAUCCCGUAUAUCUUCACUAUGGACGAGGGUGGGGAAAUCAAGGUCUGGAAUGAGUUAAACUACCAACUAGUGCUGUCUUAUUCCACUCAGUUCAAAGUUGGCAUCAUGGCCCCUUGCAGAGAUUCAAACAAGAUCGUCGCCUCUGGUGACGGGGAGAUUCUUGUGUUAGAGCUGGUUGGCAGCGGAAUUGUAGAGUAGAAUCCAAGCAGAGAGCUUGGCGCGGUCGACCAAGCAUUGAUUCAACAAGAGCUCCUGGAGGGAGGUCAAGCACAGCGUACGGCCAUGCUCAUGCGCUUGGAGCGUGACUCUCAGUACGUUGCUCCAGAAUACUGGCGGUAUAAGAUUUUCGACAAGAGGACAGGCAUUUAUGCCUUUGGCAUCACAGUUCUGGAGACUCUGACGGGCAAGUUGUCAGAUGCAUAUGAAAUAGUUGAAGCUGCGGUGGACGAUGAUCAUGGAGCUUUUCUCAAUGUUCUGGACCCGAAUGCGGGUGGCUGGGAUGCAGACCUUGCAGCAGAAGUGGCACGCUUGGAGUUGAGGUGCGCCAGUCUGGACCGCCGUCAUCGGCCAGAUAUGAUGAUGGGAGGCAAUGAGAGCAUUCUUACCAUAUUGGAGAGAGUUGCUCUUGAGGUGGAUCUUGCUGACGAGGUAGAGGUUGCACCGCAGAAUCGGUGAGUCACCCACUGAAGGGGGUGUGUGGGCGCGCGAUAAUAUGCUAAUUUUUAUUUAUGCAUUUCAUGGGUGGUGGGGGCCUUCUGCAUUCUAUGAGCGGUGGGUGCCCUGAUCUUGGCUCUUUCUUUUUUUUAUUGUCUGUUAAAGGGGGGGGGAAUGUGGGAGUAAAAAGGUUUGAAACGG
Messenger RNA from Chara braunii, 1700 nucleotides. NCBI's taxonomy places the organism in Eukaryota, Viridiplantae, Streptophyta, Charophyceae, Charales, Characeae. The record is from the annotation of a GenBank genome assembly.